AUGGCCUCCGCUGCAGGCGCGAAAAUCGUCGACGGCACUGCCGUUGCAAAGUCGAUCCGCGAUGAGGUCGCCGCGCGGAUCCGCGCUCUGCAGGCCCAGCACCCUCGCUUCCAGCCACAGCUCGCCAUCAUCCAGGCUGGUGCGCGCCCAGAUUCGGCGGUGUAUGUGCGCAUGAAAGCAAAGGCCGCAGAGGAGGUCGGGAUCAAGUUCAAGCACGUCAGCAUCCCUGCCGAAUCCGAGGUCGAUGAGGUUGUCGACAUCGUGAAGAAGCUGAAUGACGACCACAGCAUCAGCGGGAUUUUGGUCCAACUUCCACUCGGCGCGCACGUUGGUGCAGACGGUGAGCGGACCGUCACGGAGGCCGUCAGCCCAGAGAAGGACGUUGAUGGGUUCCACGCCUACAAUAUUGGACACCUCUCUUCUCGCGCGUCCGACCCACUGUUCACCCCAUGCACUCCCACGGGCGUGAUUCGGCUUCUGGAGUCUACUGGUGUUUCUAUUGCUGGCUCACAGGCGGUCGUCCUUGGACGUAGCGAUAUCGUUGGGAGCCCCGUCGCGGCCAUGCUUAGGAACCGGGACGCUACUGUCACUCAGUGCCAUAGCCGCACGAAGAACCUACCGGAAAUUGUGAAGAAUGCGGACAUCCUCGUUUCUGCCAUUGGCAAGGCCGAGUUCGUGCAAGGCUCGUGGCUGAAGCCAGGCGCCGUGGUGAUCGACGUUGGCACGAACUACAUCCCAGACGCCACGAAGAAGUCCGGUCAGCGCCUCGUCGGUGAUGUCGACUUCGCUUCCGCGUCCGCUGUCGCGUCGUACAUAACCCCUGUGCCUGGAGGCGUAGGCCCAAUGACGGUCGCGAUGUUGAUGGCGAAUACUCUUCGUUCGGCCGAGCGUCUCUGGCAGACGGAGCGCGACCUUAAGUUGAAGCCCUUGAAGCUCGAGAUUCUUCCAAAGGUUCCGAGCGACAUCGAAAUCGCUAUGGCCCAGACGCCGAAGCCGGUCACCCAGCUUGCGUACGAGAUCGGUCUGCAACCCGAUGAGCUUGAGAGUUACGGCAAGUACAAGGCAAAGGUAGAACUGAGCGUGCUGGACCGCUUGGCCCACCGCAAGGAUGGCAAGUACAUCUGUAUCUCCGGUAUCACGCCAACACCGCUGGGCGAGGGUAAGUCCACCACGACCAUUGGUCUGGCGCAGGCCCUUGGAGCGCACCUUGGUCGUCCGGCGUUUGCUUGCGUCCGGCAGCCCAGUCAAGGUCCCACGUUUGGUAUCAAGGGCGGCGCAGCUGGUGGAGGUUACAGCCAGGUCAUCCCGAUGGACGAGUUCAACCUGCAUUUGACUGGUGAUAUUCACGCUGUUACCGCUGCGAACAACUUGCUGGCUGCCGCACUGGACGCUCGUAUGUUUCACGAGGCGACCCAGUCUGACAAGGGUCUGUACAACCGCCUUGUUCCGGCCAAGAAGGGCAAGCGUGAAUUCGCACCGCUCAUGUUCAAGCGUCUGAAGAAGCUCGGUAUCGACAAGACGAAUCCGGAUGACCUCACGCCGGAGGAAAUCAACCGCUUCGCACGUCUUGAUGUCGACCCCGACACCAUUACCUGGAACCGUGUCCUCGAUGUCAAUGACCGUUUCCUCCGGAAGAUCACCGUCGGCCAGGCUCCGAGUGAGCAGGGCCAUGAGCGUGUCACUGGUUUCGAUAUUUCCGUCGCCAGUGAGUGCAUGGCAGUGCUAGCGCUGACCACGAGCCUUGAGGAUAUGCGCGAGCGACUCGGUGCGAUGGUCGUCGCGACCAGCAAGCGCGGAGAGCCUGUCACUGCUGAUGACAUUGGUGUCGGCGGUGCUCUCGCUGUCCUCAUGAAGGAUGCUAUCAAGCCGAACCUGAUGCAGACCUUGGAGGGUACUCCCGUCUUCGUUCACGCUGGACCUUUCGCCAACAUCGCGCACGGUAACUCUUCCAUCCUGGCUGAUAGGGUCGCCUUGAAGCUGGCUGGCACUGAGGAAGGCGAUUCCGCCGACCGUGUCGGGUAUGUCCUGACAGAAGGUGGUUUCGGAGCCGACAUGGGUCUGGAGAAGUUCUGCAACAUCAAGUGUCGGACGAGUGGUUUGAUCCCGGACGCGGUCAUCAUUGUUGCCACAACCCGUGCCCUGAAGAUGCACGGCGGUGCACCUGACGUAACUCCUGGCAAGCCGCUUCAUGAGACGUACACCAAGGAGAACCUCGGAACGCUCGAGGAAGGUUGCAAGAACCUUGUCAAGCACAUCCAGAACUCGCGCAAGUUUGGCUUGAAGGUCAUCGUCGCUAUCAACCAAUUCUCGUCUGAUACACCUGCCGAGCUUGAGCUUGUUCGUCAGCAGUCGCUAGCCGGAGGUGCCGACGCUGCUGUCGUGAGCAACCACUGGGCGGAGGGUGGUGCUGGUGCGCGUGCGUUGGCGGAGGCUGUCAUUGCCACCUGCGAAGGACAGUCUGACUUCAAGUUCCUGUACGACCUCAAUCUCCCGAUCGCGGACAAGAUUCUGGCGAUCUGUAAGGAGAUCUACGGCGCGGACGGCAUCGACCUCAGCGAGACUGCGCAAAAGCAGAUCGAGACCUACACUCGCCAAGGCUUUGGCAACCUCUCCAUCUGUAUGGCUAAGACCCAGUACUCGUUCUCACACGAUUCGAAGCUGAAGAAUGUUGCUUCUGGCUUCACCGUGCCCAUUCGUGAGGUCAGGUUGUCGGCUGGCGCUGGCUUCCUCUACCCGCUGUGUGGUGACAUGCAGACAAUGCCAGGUCUCGGGACGCGUCCAGGCUUCUGGGAAGUUGGGCUUGAUCCUCAGAACGGCAGGGUUGUCGGUCUCUUCUAG
Messenger RNA from Rhodofomes roseus, 2838 nucleotides. Its product is annotated as C-1-tetrahydrofolate synthase. Gene Ontology annotation, molecular function: methenyltetrahydrofolate cyclohydrolase activity; formate-tetrahydrofolate ligase activity; ATP binding. Gene Ontology annotation, biological process: tetrahydrofolate interconversion. The record is from RefSeq and is a predicted model, not a curated record. Bases 1 to 2838 code for a protein of 945 amino acids. Lineage: Eukaryota; Fungi; Basidiomycota; Agaricomycetes; Polyporales; Fomitopsidaceae. The transcript has 12 exons. Gene Ontology annotation, cellular component: cytosol.